Molecule: messenger RNA, 2776 nt
Organism: Mytilus trossulus (common blue mussel)
Lineage: Eukaryota; Metazoa; Mollusca; Bivalvia; Mytilida; Mytilidae
Product: kynurenine 3-monooxygenase-like
Exons: 14
Coding region: 110-1513 (467 amino acids)
Biological process (GO): L-tryptophan catabolic process; quinolinate biosynthetic process
Cellular component (GO): mitochondrial outer membrane
Molecular function (GO): FAD binding; kynurenine 3-monooxygenase activity
Source: RefSeq, a predicted model, not a curated record
AGGCUGUGCUCCAAUACACCAAUCAGUGAGCUUGUCAACAAAAAUGUCCUUGACACUAUUCUUCACAUGCUUUUAAAAUAGUCUUCAGAAGUUGACAGUCUGAAUCAGCAUGUCGGGUGAAAAACAAGUUAAACAUGUAGCUGUUGUUGGUGGGGGUUUGGUAGGAUCCCUGAAUGCUUGCUUUUUUGCCAAGAGAAAAUAUAAAGUGGAUUUAUAUGAAAUGAGAGAUGAUAUACGUACUAUGGAGAUUGUGAAAGGAAGAAGUAUCAAUCUGGCUUUGUCCUGUAGAGGAAGAGAAGCUUUAAAGCAUGUUGGACUUGAAGAUGAGGUUCUAAAGACAGCUAUUCCAAUGCGUGCCAGAAUGAUCCAUGAUUUAGAUGGUACUUGCCAUCCAAUACCAUACGGAAAGAGUGAUCAGUUCAUCAAUUCUGUGGACAGAAGGUUAUUGAAUGAAGUCCUACUGACAGCUGCAGAGAGGAACCCUCAAGUUACCUGUCACUUCAACCACAAGCUCUUGAAGUGUGAUUUUAACACAGGGGAAUUGACCUUUUUGACGAAGGAAGGCAAAGAAGUUAAAAAUAAAGUAGAUCUUAUUGUUGGAAAUGACGGAGCUUUCUCUGCCAUUAGACGUCAGAUGAUGAAAGAUACCUUAUUAGACUAUAACCAGGAAUAUAUUCCUCACGGCUAUAUGGAGUUAACAAUUCCUGCCACACCAUCAAAUGAUUUUGCCAUGGGAGUGAACUACCUACAUAUUUGGCCAAGGAAUGAAUUCAUGAUGAUAGCUUUGCCAAACCUGGACAAAUCAUAUACCUUAACAUUAUUUAUGCCAUUUGAAAACUUUAAUCAAAUAAAGACUGAAGAUGAUGUCAUGGAUUUUUUCAAUAGGAUGUUUCCAGACUCUAUACCUCUAAUAGGAGAGAAAUUCCUGAAGGAAAUCUACCAAUCUAGCAAAGCUCUUCCAAUGGUUUCUAUAAAGUGUAGUCCAUACCAUGUCAAAGACAAAGUUGUGAUAAUGGGGGAUGCAGCACAUGCUAUGGUACCAUUCUAUGGACAAGGAAUGAAUUGUGGUUUUGAAGAUUGUAUUGUGUUGAAUGACAUGCUAGAUAAACAUAGUGACAACUUAGAACUCGCCUUGAAAGCGUACACAGAACACAGAAAUCCAGAUGCUAAAGCUAUAGUAGAUCUAGCCAUGUACAAUUAUGUAGAGAUGAGAAAAUCUGUUAAUUCCAAGAUGUUCCUGUUGCGUAAGAAGAUUGACAAUAUGUUACAUUGGAUAUUCCCUAACUCUUGGGUUCCAUUAUAUACUAUGGUUUCAUUCUCCAGAGAAAGAUAUCACUUAUGUAUAGCCAAGAGAAAGCAGCAGGAUAAGGUACUCAGUUCUUUUAUACAAGUUGGUGUUGUGAGUUUAAUGGUUGGUGGUUUCCUGUUAGUUAGACGUGUGAACCAGACAACCGAUAUUGUGACCACUCUACAAGGAAGGAUACAGUCAUUGCUGGACGGACUUCACCUUUGAUCUUAUAACUCUUGCCUAGUUGUCAUGGUGAUUGUACAUUUUGAUAAAAAACAAAAAUCAAAUACUAUUUGAUGAUAGAAUUUAUGGAAAUCAAAAAUAUGUUAAUUUGGUCCGAGUACACAGUUAUUUCGUAGUGCAUUGCUUUUAGACAAUAAAUGAAAAUUAAAAAAAUCCCAUCUGCGCUUUCUCAAUAAUAUUUUUACACUGUGUUGUACUACUUUUGGGACAGAUUAUAUCAAAAUUAUAGAAAACUUCAUUAUGGACAAUUUUAUGUUAAGGGGGUCUUGAAAUCUUUUGACAGCUUCAGAAGUGCUAAUUUUUUACCUUUUUCAGCUGGACCUUAUCACUUUUUUCAAUGUCAUUUCACCCCCCAACUUGCUAUAUGAGGCAUUAAACAUGGAGAAAUAAAUUUGGAAGGGGUAUAACAAAAAUUGACAAGUAACACACUGUCCACACUAAGGACUAUAUUCAUGGACAACGAAAAUCAAAGGACGAUAACUGUGUACUCGGACCAUUUGUUUUAUAAACUAUUUUCAUCCACCAAUGUUCACAUAUAAUGUUUUUUUUUUAAUGAUUAGAUAUAAAAUGAUUUACCUGGACAUAAACUUUUGUAAAGUUUUAUUUUCAUCAUUAGGGACUAUGUUUAUACAUGUACUACCUGUAGCUAAGGUGUCCCUGAGGAGAGGGUAGUAGGGUUGUGGUUAUUCGUGGCUAAUGGUGCUCUGAUGGUAAUAGACAAAUUUCAAUGUGAAUCUCGUCUUUAGAUUGUUACACUUCAAAGUGAAUCUCAAUAUGAUAGUCUCUAAUAACAUUAUUUAAUUUUCAAGGGGGAAGGGGGUGGGGCUUGUCUGAUCCCCACCACCACCUUUGGCUACAUAUGUAUCAGAUUAGUGCUGCAAACACAAGUUUUUCUUCUCAAAAUUACCUACGGAUAUAGCUAUUAGUCAUGAAGCAACUAUCAUGAAAAAUAUCAUUAAUAUGGGAUUCUUCAAAAUGGCUAGGCAAGUAAGAAAUCAAUAGACUAAGCAAAUGUAGGAAGAGUUUGAAAUUGUGAUGCAUUUUUUUGUUUUUAAGAAACAUGUGCAGUCGGUCACCUUAUUUUCUGUAAUACUGACUUUGUCGGAAUAUUGUUAGGAUGGACAUGUAUCUUGAUUUUUGUAUGUAUUGUAAUAAUUUUUCCACAAACAUUCCAUUAUUUUACAUAUGCUAAUGAAUUCUUUGACAGAAAAUUCCAUUGUACAAAAUGUAUUACCCUGUUCAAUA